This is a messenger RNA of Ochotona curzoniae (black-lipped pika), 387 nucleotides long. RefSeq names its product proline rich 15 (gene PRR15). NCBI's taxonomy places the organism in Eukaryota, Metazoa, Chordata, Mammalia, Lagomorpha, Ochotonidae. Bases 1 to 387 code for a protein of 128 amino acids. The record is from RefSeq and is a predicted model, not a curated record. The transcript has a single exon.
AUGGCCGAUGGCACCGGUGGCGGUACGGGCAGUUCGAGCUCCUGGUGGAAGUCGCUGACCAACAGCAGUAAAAAGAAAAACAAGGCGGCAGCAGUGGGGGCUCAGCCACCCACCCAGCCCACACCGGGUGAGCCCACCCAGCCAAGCCCGGACUGGACUAACAGCGCGCGAGAGAACCAGCACCCCAACGUGCUUGGGGGUUCCGGUGAGCCCCCCAAGUCCGACAAGGACGGGGAAAAGUCGGGUGGCGGCAGCCGGCGAAACUUGAAGGUGUCGCGCUCGGGCCGCUUCAAGGAGAAGAGAAAAGUGCGCGCCACGCUGCUCCCAGACGGGAUGGGGUCUCCCGAGGAGGUGAACCUGGCCAGGGACCCCCAGGAGAACGCGUAA